This is a messenger RNA of Plasmodium coatneyi, 2469 nucleotides long. RefSeq lists its product as uncharacterized. The record is from RefSeq and is a predicted model, not a curated record. The transcript is spliced from 2 exons. Lineage: Eukaryota; Apicomplexa; Aconoidasida; Haemosporida; Plasmodiidae. Bases 1 to 2469 code for a protein of 822 amino acids.
AUGGAGAACCCCCCUACGGAAGACGCGGUCACACUGCAGUACACAGGGCAGUACGCAAUGCACAAAAACGAAGUCGAAAACGAGCUCAAAAGGGAUAUCAAAAAUGUAGUGCAAAAUGAUGAGGAAGACAUAACCAACUUUAUAGUUAGCAAAAAAAUGAACUUGACAAAAGAGAAAAAUGAAAACGUAAAAAAUAUGAAAAAAUUAAUUUCAAAACAUCCAGACAUUUUUAUCAAGUCCUCCAUCCUGUCGAGGGAGUUCCAACAAAAUGUCCAGGACAUCCAAAUUGUUGUCGAUGAAUUGAGGAGUAAUUGCGAAAAAAUAGUGGCCUUGUUCGAGGAGGGUCAUCAUAAGAGCAGCUUGGAGGGCAUUAACCUUGCCAGUAGUCUACAUGACAGCACAAGGAGUGGCCUCCCUGCAGACAUGCUAAAAAUUCCUUUAAUAAUUCACCGGAGUAAUGAGAAGGGGGACGUGCACGAAAGCAUGAAGUAUUUACCCCUGUGUGGAAGAGUUAAAUCAUACCUGUGUGCAUUGUGCAACUGCGAAACGAAUGAGCGCAAUUUGGGGAACUACCUACGGAGUUAUAAAAAAAAACUCAACAAGGAAAUAAGGAAAACGAGGGAACUUAUCUCCCACUUGGUCAUGAAAUGUGAAGAUGUGGACACCUUGAAAGUAUACCUUCAAUAUCUGGCAAACAUACGAGAUUAUUUUUUGUUACCUCCAGGAGGAGUAACAACGAAUGAAAAGUUUUCUAGCGAAAUGAAAAAUGGUGAAAAUUGCCUGAACGGGUCAGGUGAAAAAUGGGAAAACAACAUGACCCGUUCAGGCAGUUUCUCUAAUUGCAAAGACGGGAGAAUGACGAACGAAGAGUACACGCGGCACACAUUCUUAACGCUCAAGCACUUUCGCAUACUUCAGUCGGUGAGGGAACAACUGGAGAAAAAAAUAAGCAAGCGAAGAACGAACAACUCGUUCAGUGCACAUGAAAUUGUCCAAAUAUUUUUGCAUGAAAUUGCAAACUUGAAAAACAGCUACGAGAGGCUGUUUCAUUCUGUGGACGCCAAUCUCUUUAGGCACGUGGUGUUUCUUUACUAUUUCGCGCUUUCCCUCGUGCAUAUAAAGAUUAAGCAGGGGAGUAGUGCCCCACUAGGGGGAGGCGCGAACAAGCUCGUUGCAGAGAAUCUGGAUGUAGUGAAGCACGACGCAAAGACUCGUGAGGGCAGUACACACCACACGAAUACAUACAGCCAGAAUUUGCUGAACAAACUCAACAGAGAGUACAUCGCAGGUGAAUUGGCAAACUGUACGAAUGAGGCGAACGUGUCUUCCAGACAGACCAACAUCGAAGAAGGGGAGCAAUCCCCCCUGCACCUUUUUUCCAACGAAAGGUACCCCUUUGUAAAUGUAAAUAGCGCCCUUUUCAACUACAUGUAUUACUGCGUUUUCUUCAAAUGUGAAAAGGAAGUUUGUUUCAAUCCAGGAGGGAGCGAACAUGAGGAGGAAAAAAUGCCCCAUUGUGGGAAAAAUCAGACGGCACCUCCCCAUACGAAAAAAAAAAUCAAUGCGAAAGAAAAGCCACACGAGUGUGCAAAUACGUCACAUAAAAAUCACUGCUCUUGGGUGAAUUCCUUAUACGAGGAGGGAAACACAAAAUGGAAACGAAAAAAAAAAAAUGAAAAGACAACAAAAAUGAAGCACAACAUGUUUACCCACUACAUAUCAAUACAGGCGUUGGUUCAGAAGGGAAGGAUAAAAGACUCAGUGCAAGAUUUGUUCCAGUGUCGAAAGAGUGGUGAACAAACUGCCUUCUCGGAGGAGAAUAAAAAGUCCAUUUUCAUAACGGGGUUAAACGCGCCUGUCCUUCUUGAUAGCAUUUUAAAUAAAAUUUUUAUGCUGUACGUUUACCAUUUUUUGGAGAAAACCAAUUUUCAUUUUUAUGAAAGCGUUUUAUUUUUUGAUGAAAGUGAGCAGGAGGAGUUUGCUCAGCCGGGGAAGAACAUCCUAUGGGUCUUGCGCGAGCACCUGCACAGUCGAAGGGGGGGUCCUGUUCAGCUGCAGCAGGACCCUGAAGGGAAUAACACGCUGAAGGACCGCCUGGGUGAAACCCGGGAACCCUCCCUGCAGUUCGCGCAACACACGCUGAAGCACGCCUUCCUAAACUCCUACUUCCUCAACCUCCUGUUCAUCCUAAAAAGCAUAAAGCACUACGUAGACAAGUCGAUAACCUACACGAUCAUAUUCCUGUUCGAGGACUCAUUCAAGAGGGUCAUAAAAAAAUUGGUGAUGAUUUAUUUGGGGAACCAAAAUAUGUACCUUAAGUAUUCUACUUUUCACUUAAUCAUGGAGUCACUUUUUAAGACCAUUUUCCCCUUCACCUUUUUGUUCCUCUCGCAUGUUUUCCAAGUGGACACCUCCAGUUCGACGGAGAGCAUCUUUAAUGUUCUGGACAGCUACGGAGUUGGAGCGUGA